Molecule: messenger RNA, 2451 nt
Organism: Salvelinus sp. IW2-2015
Lineage: Eukaryota; Metazoa; Chordata; Actinopteri; Salmoniformes; Salmonidae
Source: RefSeq, a predicted model, not a curated record
GCGGGCAGUAGGGACGUGUCUUUCCAGGUAUGAGCUAACUGUCUGGAAGUCACGAAGUUUCAGAGAAAACGUUAGACGAAGAAUAGCUAGAAAGUUUACCGAUUCCCAUACAAUUAUGUUGUAAAAUACUCAUAACUUGUUUAACGGUAUGCGGAAAGCUGAAGUUCAACUUGGAACUUGUACUUUGGAGCCCCUACCAGAGAUCGGGCAGUUAUAAAUAAAGAGAUCGUACAGGAUCAGGCAUUCUCACGCCUGGCUGACACCGUUACUAUGUGGGUACUCGUCGCCUCUCUCAUAUUAGGCCUUCAGACUGUGUCUGGCCAGAGCACUAUAAGAUGGUGCGUAAUCUCCGCUCAAGARAUGACCAAAUGUAACGCCAUGGCGCAGGCCUUCAACAGUGUGGCCAUCCGUCCGACUAUCCAAUGCGUCAGCGACGCGUCUGUGGAAGGAUGCGCGCAGAAAAUCGGGAAAAACCAAGUAGAUGCCUUUUCAAUGAGCGCUAAGAAUAUCUACACAUUUGGGGAAGAAACUAACUUCAAAAUAGCUGCAGGAGAGACUUCUGCUGAUGGAGAGGGCACCACCUACUAUGCGGUUGCCGUGGUGAAGAAGAGGAACCCGGACAUCAACAUCAACACACUGAAGGGCAGGAAGACGUGUCACACAGGGAAGGGACGUACUGCCGGCUGGAACAUGCCCCUGGGAUACCUCAUCGACCAGAGCAAGAUGUCUGUCAUGGGCUGUAACAUCCCACAGGGCGUGUCAGAUUUCUUUAAUGCCAGCUGUAUCCCUGGGUCACUGGGAGACCCUCCCUCCCUUUGCCAGCUGUGUAAAGGCAACAACGAUGGACAGUUCGUAUGUGACAACAGUGACAAGGAGAGAUACUACGCUUACAACGGGGCCUUCAGGUGUUUGGCUGAAGAUGCAGGAGAGGUGGCAUUUAUAAAGCACACCACAGUUAUGGAGAACACAGACGGAAACGGUGACCCUGCCUGGACCACUGGGCUGAAGUCUUCAGACUACGAGCUGUUGUGUAGAGACGGGACCAGGGCCCCUGUGAGCGAACACCGCCGGUGCCACCUGGUCAGGGUGCCAGCCAGGGGCAUCGUGGUUAGAUCUGACAUCAGUGGCACUGUGGUCUAUAACAUGCUGACAGAGGGACUGACGAAGUCAGGUUUCCCCAUCUUUCAGUCGGGCGAGUUAGGCAGCAAUUUGUUGUUCAGCGAUUCGUCCACAAAGUUCCUGCGGCCGGAGUAUGAUGAUCCUAAGGCGUGGAUGGGCUCCAUCUACUACAGCACUCUCAAAGCCAUGGACUGCGUCCCAGCGGAUAUUCCCAGUCCCUGCGUUGGUGUGUGUUGUCCAGCGAUGAGCAGCCAGAAGUGUGCAGACAUGGCAGGCCUUCAGUGCCAGUCUCUGAUCCCAGUAUCCAGUGUGGCAGAUGCCAUCACCUGGACGGAGGUUACAUCUACACAGCAGGAAAAGAUACGGCCUGGUGCCUGCUGCUGGGGAGAGCUACACAGGGGAAGGGAUGGCAGUAUCUACUAUGCUGUGGCAGUGGUGAAGAAGUCCAACAGUGACAUCACCACGCUGGAGAACCUGAGGGGGAAGAGCUCGUGUCACACUGGCUAUGGCCGUACGGCUGGCUGGAACAUCCCCAUGGGUCUGCUCAUAGAAGGUCUCAUCAGACCUGCUCAGUGUCAGAUACCACAAGAUAUUCCCAGUCCCUGCGUUGGUGUGUUGUCCAGCGAUGAGCAGCAGAAGUGUGCAGACAUGGCCGAGGCCUUCAGUGCCAAGUCUCUGGUCCCAGUAUCAGUGUGUGAUGGGAUCUUCACCGCUGGAGGUUUCUUUAAGAACAGCUGUGUCCCUGGUGCCAAUCAGCCUGGUUUCCCUGGCAACCUGUGUGACCUGUGUGUGGGAGACAGCAAAGGGCAGAACAAGUGUGAGAAAGGCAAGGACCUGUAUGAUGGAUACGAUGGAGCGUUCAGUAUCUCUGUGUGUAUAUCUCUCUGUCCUCUAGGUAAUUCAGGUGAGUCGUGGGCCAUUGACCUGCAGUCUAAGGAUUUCCAGCUGCUGUGUCCCCAUGGCUCCAGGGCAGAGGUCACCCAGUACGCCCACUGUAACCUGGCCCGCGUCCCCUCCCACGCCGUUAUGGUACGGCCCGACACCAACAUCUACGCCCUCUAUGGCCUGCUGGACAAAGCACAGGAGUACUAUAGUAGUGACACAGGUUCAACGUUCAAGAUGUUUGACUCCUCUAAGUACCAGGGCUCUGACCUCAUCUUCAAAGACUCCACUGUCAGCAUGAUCGGAGUGGCCGAGAGGAAGACCUAUGACAAGUGGCUGGGACAGGGCUACAUGGACUCACUUACCAACAUGGAGUGCAACUCCUCUGCUAAAGUACUGUCUUCCCUGCUCCUGGUGGCUCUGAUGAGCUCCAUCUUCCUCUGGGUGUAA